This is a messenger RNA of Colletotrichum navitas, 1869 nucleotides long. RefSeq names its product FAD dependent oxidoreductase. The record is from RefSeq and is a predicted model, not a curated record. The transcript is spliced from 3 exons. Lineage: Eukaryota; Fungi; Ascomycota; Sordariomycetes; Glomerellales; Glomerellaceae. Bases 271 to 1626 code for a protein of 451 amino acids. Gene Ontology annotation, molecular function: proline dehydrogenase activity; sarcosine oxidase activity; L-pipecolate oxidase activity.
CUCGACAUCUCCAAACUGGCUUGAUGCUGGGUAUUCGGACGAAGGGCGACGGGUCUUGGCCAAGGGAAGGGACCGGGUCGACGCAUUACCCUUGAGUACCUACUUUCUAGUAUUUCCCAACGACAGCAAAUCUAGGUACUCCAACCGACGGUCCAAGAUACCGCUGGCCUUCCGUCUAUAUAAGACUCAAUUCCCGCCCUUGACAUGUGAGGUGCUGCUCGGACAAUCAAAAGCAGCAGCUUUCGGACUUGGGAGCAUCGCAGAUACACAAUGGCUCAGUCACAGCACUCCACUCUCGUUGAAUCUAGCAAUGCCAAACCCAAGGCCUUCAUCAUCGUUGGCAGCGGCGUUUUUGGCUUGUCGACCGUCCUUUGGCUGCUCGCCCGUCACCCCGAUGGCGCCAUCAUCCUCGUUGACCAUACCGAGUUCUCCAACCCCAAAGCCGCCUCUCAUGACAUUUCCAAGAUCCUGAGAGAUGACUAUCCAAACAUGUCCUACGCGCCCUUGGCCAUAGAGGCUAUGAACCAUUGGAGAACCGAUGGCCUCUUCAAGGACUUUUACCAUGAGGUCGGCGUGCUUCGUGCGGACCCUGGCAGCCACAACGAAAAGGCCCAGAGUACGCAUCGCAGUCUCGGUCACGAAUCCGGAGCCACCUGGAUGGCCCCCGACAAGGUGCGAGCUGCAUGGCCUGCUUUCGCCACGACCGACUUUGAGGGGCUUGACCGCGUCAGGUACAACCCCAACUGCGGCUGGGUUGACGCUGCCGACUCUCUCGAAGCCGUUCGUCAGCAUGUCGUCAAUGCCGGAGCGACCCUCGUGGUCGGCGAGGUCACCACCUUGCUGUUCGACACCGCCGGCGGGUGCACGGGCGUCAGGCUGGGCAACGGCGACGAGCUGAACGGCACCGUUGUGCUCUGUACCGGUGCCCGUACCGCCGCCCUGCUCGCCGAGAGUGCCCCUGAACGGAAAGAAAUACACGCCGCUCACAGACUGGCCGCCACCGGCGCCGUCAGCUUCACCCUCAAGGCUGAAGGGGACCAAAAGGACAAGUUCAGGGGCAUCCCCGUCCUCAAGAACACCCUGCCAUCGGUCAAAGGCGAGUCCAUGUCAAUGACACCGGACGGCACACUCAAGUUCAACUGUGACAUGGCCUUCUUGUACAGCCAGUUCCACACCCCUACCGGCACCACCAUGUCUUUAGCACCCACGGACCCCCACCUUACCGAGUGGACAACCGAGGAGCACAUUCCCCGUCAUUUGAAGAACCGGGCCUACAAGACCCUCAAAGGCCUGUACGGAGAUGAGAUGGAGGGGAGGACGAUCGACAAGUACCGAAUCUGCUGCGUGCGCCCCCCCAGGGACACGACGACGCCUGAGCACGAUUUCCUCAUCACCCCCCACUCGCAAUGCAGGCAUCUCUUCAUCGCGACCGGCGGCUCCUUCCACGGCUGGAAGUUCUUUCCCGUCAUCGGCAAGUACGUCGUCCAGAUGCUGUACGGCGAGCUGGAGCCCCAGUACGCCGCCAUCUGGGGCUGGGACCGCAAGGCUGGCGGCCAGGUGGCCAACGCGACGUAUAGCACCGAGGGCGACCUCGGUGAAUGGAUCAGGGAGGAUGAGAAGCAGUAGGCAUCCGUCCGCGUGUUUGAGAACAGGAGGGAAGUGGUUUGCCUAUAUGGCGAAGCCGACGAGUCCUUGUAGCGUCGGUGUCUGAACAGUUGGCCCUCUGAAAAGAAAAGAGAAACAUAUCGCCCAUGUAUGGGUUUAGGAGCACCAAAUUGAGAGAAUUCGAUCAUUGCCCGAGGCCAAUGUGCGUUGUUUAGUCGGAAAAAGACUCGAAGACAUGACAUUGACUCGUUUAACACGGCCCCG